CCCUCAUUCUCUUCUGCCACCGUCACAGUUGCGCCGCCGUCACUCCGUUUGCUCACGCCGCCUGUCGCUUCACUGCUGCCGCGCCGCCAUCGCUUCUUCUCUCUGUUGCAGCCGUGGCUCCUCCUACUUUGGUCCUUUUCCAUUCUCUCUCCGUUGAUUCGCCUCUGCUCUCAACAAUCGUUCCAUCGGUCUCGGCAACACCGCUCUUAUGAAAAAUUCAACUAAUGCCAUGAAGGAAUCAAGGGUCCCUGAGAUUUUACAUUUGGUUCAAAUAAUGAAAAGACUGAGGCAUCCAAAUGUUGUUCUCUUCAUGGAAGCAGUUACUCGACCUCCGAAUCUUUCUAUUGUUACUGAAUUUCUUCUCAGAGGAAGCUUGUACAGACUAAUUCAUCGACCAAACAAUCAAUUAGAUGAGCGAAGGCGGUUGCGAAUGGCCCUUGAUACUGCCCGAGGAAUGAACUAUUUGCACAACUGCACUCCAGUGAUUGUACACCGUGAUUUUAAGUCACCAAAUCAUCAUGUUGAUAAAAAUUGGGUUGUGAAGGUGCCAACUAAUUGUCAUGAUUGAAUUUUCUUGAUAGCAUGCUGAAUGCUACCUGUAGAGUAUAAGUAGAUUAUUUAAUUACUUUACUUUGAAUAUUUUGUAUUAUUAGUGGAUUGCAAUUUAAACGAAUAUAAGUCUAAGUUUAGUUAUUCAUCUUGUCUUGAGUAUUUAUG
Molecule: messenger RNA, 717 nt
Organism: Arachis stenosperma
Lineage: Eukaryota; Viridiplantae; Streptophyta; Magnoliopsida; Fabales; Fabaceae
Product: probable serine/threonine-protein kinase SIS8
Exons: 5
Coding region: 209-568 (119 amino acids)
Biological process (GO): protein phosphorylation
Molecular function (GO): ATP binding; protein kinase activity
Source: RefSeq, a predicted model, not a curated record